AAGUAUUGGAAUCCUUCGAAACACACUAUCGACGAAAGCAGCGAGUGCCUAUAAAUAACUGAGAUUCUUGACAGAAGAAAUGGAGAUGAAGAUGUUCGUUUUACUGCUCAGUGUGUGCAUUUAUGGAACAAGUGGGAUUGCUGGGCCGGGGUGGGAAAAAUACAAUGGACAUUGGUAUUAUCACAAUACUCAGCGACUCAAUUGGAUUGGAGCCCAGUUGUACUGCCGAACUCUAGGUGGGAAUUUGGUACACAUCAACGAUGCCCAGGAGAACAACUGGUUAGCUUCUAAGUACACAACAGAACCCACAUGGAUUGGAGUUACUGACCAAGGAGGCGAAGAUAACUGGCGGUCAAUUACCACGGGAGAGAACGUACCGUACACCAAUUGGUCCACAAACAACCCCGACAACAACCAAGGAACUCAGCAUUGUGGGACACUGAACUGGAAUGGUAACGGUUACUGGGACGACGAUACCUGUACGGAUGAAUUUCCCUUCAUCUGCGAAGUAGGAGGUUGCUGAUACCGAAUAAGCAGAGGACCUGCGGCCAUGUAACAGUAUAUGUGCAUAAUAAAAUAUAAUUGCAAAA
Molecule: messenger RNA, 590 nt
Organism: Ostrea edulis (European flat oyster)
Lineage: Eukaryota; Metazoa; Mollusca; Bivalvia; Ostreida; Ostreidae
Product: perlucin-like protein
Exons: 6
Coding region: 80-523 (147 amino acids)
Biological process (GO): biological process involved in interspecies interaction between organisms
Cellular component (GO): external side of plasma membrane
Molecular function (GO): carbohydrate binding
Source: RefSeq, a predicted model, not a curated record